Molecule: messenger RNA, 1966 nt
Organism: Aedes aegypti (yellow fever mosquito)
Lineage: Eukaryota; Metazoa; Arthropoda; Insecta; Diptera; Culicidae
Gene: Pu
Product: GTP cyclohydrolase 1
Exons: 6
Coding region: 483-1316 (277 amino acids)
Biological process (GO): tetrahydrofolate biosynthetic process; tetrahydrobiopterin biosynthetic process
Cellular component (GO): cytoplasm
Molecular function (GO): GTP cyclohydrolase I activity; zinc ion binding; GTP binding
Source: RefSeq, a predicted model, not a curated record
AGUUCAAGCCGUGCGUUUGUCCGAGCAGGUCGUCUUCUGUCUCUCUCUCCGGGUGUUUUGCGCGAUCUUCACGUGUCCCAAAAGUGCGAAGUGUGCGUCGUUACGGGUGUUCAACCUCGAGCGACCGAUAAUCCGAGAAACGAGUGAUCAAGUGAACUACAUUUGAUUUCUUAUUUUUUGUCAACCACGCGAUUGGGAUUAAGAGUUAGCUAAGAGUGUGAAGUUUCAGUUUUGGAAGUGCGUGUGGUUCGACGAGUGGAAGGUUACGCGCAAAGUUUGGAGGGGGACGAGGCGGAAAGUUUUUGACACGAAGAAAGUGCGGUUCAAGAUUUUCGAUUGUCAACAGUAAGAGGCCAAGAGUGGAAGCAGAACCUGCUCGGGGAAUCUGUCUUAACAGUACAUAUCUACUCAGAGAAGGUGUCAAGUGUGCAGCUUGAAGUGAUUUUGGAAGAAGGAACAAAGGAACUACUGCUGCUGCAAUCAUGCCGAAUGCCAGUGCCAUGCAGGAGCUCCACCUGAACGGAAGCGGCCCAACCAGCAAUGGAGUUAGUAACGGAAAUGGAUACUCGACUGCGAUGACGAAUGGCGUUAAUGGGCAUCAUCACAUGAACGGAAAUGGAAAUGCACUAAUGCCGAUGAAAUGCACCUGCAAAAAUGGUUCCGUGGGGAACAGCGACAGCAACAACAAUAAGGGUCACGAAAAAUGCACAUUCCAUCACGAUCUGGAACUGGACCACAAACCAUCGACCCGGGAGGACCUGCUGCCGUUCAUGUCCAAAUCGUACCGCAUGUUGCUGAGCAGCCUGGGGGAGGAUCCCGAGCGACAGGGACUGCUCAAAACGCCAGAGCGAGCUGCCAAAGCGAUGCUGUUCUUCACCAAAGGAUACGACCAAAGCUUGGAAGAGGCUCUCAACGGUGCCGUCUUCGAUGAGGACCACGACGAGAUGGUGGUGGUGAAGGACAUCGAAAUGUUCUCCAUGUGCGAACAUCACCUGGUGCCGUUCUAUGGCAAGGUGUCGAUCGGCUAUCUGCCCUGCAAGAAGAUUCUCGGACUCAGCAAGCUGGCCAGAAUUGUGGAAAUCUUCUCCCGCCGGCUGCAGGUCCAGGAACGCCUCACCAAACAGAUCGCCGUGGCCGUUACGCAAGCCGUUCAACCCGCCGGUGUGGCCGUCAUCAUUGAGGGAGUGCACAUGUGCAUGGUGAUGCGAGGCGUGCAGAAGAUCAACAGUAAAACCGUCACCUCGACGAUGUUGGGCGUCUUCCGGGACGAUCCGAAGACCCGCGAGGAAUUCCUUACGCUGUGUAACAACAAGUAGGAAAAGUGCGAGCAACUUAAUCGAAUCCCGCAUGAAUGGUGCCACGAGGGCAGCGAUAAUUCUGCUGGCAUACCUUUUAUCCGUUUAACUCUCUUCUAGUGUAAUGUGUAUAACCCAGCUAUUAGGUGUCUAAGUCGAAAGCAACUGGAAACUCUGUUAUCGGAAGUCCAAAUAUGUGUGCGUGUGUAAAAACUGUUAUUUCCUGGAAAAUAUUAAUUGUUGAUGUUGUCAAAAGAAAGUAAAAUUAAUCAAAUGAGAUAACGAGAGAUUGAGAACGAGUGAGUAAAGCAUACAAAAAUUUACAAAAUAUAUGAAACACAUGAUAGAACCAGUUUUCCGAGGGGCCAAGCUCUUACCAAGUAGCGAUCGCGGAAACAAUCAUACUCUCAACGAAAAUUGCCAAUAAUUUUAAAUACCUUAGGCGUGUAAGCAUACAAGGGACAUUUUAACUCUAGGCGAACGAGAAAUACGAUUUUAGCGAAACGCAGCAAUAGCAUCACGUAUUUUAGAGGAAGUAUUUUACACACACUAGCCCAGUUGUACUUGUUGUUACUCACAAAAAGAUUAAGCGAAAAAAUUUGAAUACUUUGUUAAGGUUGAUAUUGUUGAUCGGAGAUACGUUUUACAAAAUAAAAAAAAUAUGUUUGUUA